ACAUAAAAGAAACUGAACAGUUCGAAUGGAUCGGCAACGACUGAAGAAGCCGCGGAACUUUUCUCUAAACGGAUAAAAUAUCUCCGGGAGCCAUAAGUGUCAGAGGAUCUGCAGGUUUUUAGAUUCGUUAACGAACGGGCCAUUAGCUUGACCAACUUUUAACGGUGGACGUUGAACAGUUGCGUUUUACGUCUCGCAAACCUUGAACUUGAAGAGUUUCCCGAUGCUGAAAAGAGUUCAGCAGGUCGCCCGGUCGAAUUUCUCUGCGGUCGCGCGUGUACGUUCGCGGACAGGUAAAGGAAGAAUGAGGAAUUGCUGACAAGGCCGAGAACCGGUGAAAUUACCUUGCCUCGGCCGAACGAGACUCGCUCAUGGCUCGAUACUCAUUACCGAUAUGCAUACGUACAUAUACAGGGUGAGUCUCGUGACAUGGCGACUUCGAACAAGUCGUAAACCAUUCGUAUAACACUCUUUGUACUCAGAAUUUGGCAUUUUAUCGAAAUUAAAAAGAAAUAAUGAAAAAAGCAAAAAACCUGUUUUUGUUUAAAAAAACAGAGAAGAAAAACCAGGUCACAUCACUGCAUGUUCCCCUAGAAAUGUGCAAUAUUUGUUUGACAAUUUUCAUCAUAACUUCCGAGUUAUUCAAAGUCGUCAUGUUACGAGGCUCACCCUGUAUAUACAGCAUUCAAGCUACCGAGCCGAUGAAAGCCCGACGCGCUGCUUUUCCUCUAUCAACAUACGCUCGUUAACCCUUUCCCCCGAUUUAUUUCCUCUACGACCGAGGUUUCUCCUCGAGUCCAGUGAUCCAAGAUUUUCUAAGGAGACCAGCUUUAUUCCGCAGAGAUUCGACAGCCGAAUUGGAAUUUGAACGUUGAAAUUUUUAGACAAGCCCGGCACGGACGCGCCCACGAUGGCGCACACGACCCUGCGUGAGGUCGUCGAGCGGGUCGUCGAGGAAGCCAAGAAGUUACCGAGCUUCGCUGGUUCCGGCGGGACUGGGAAAGUCCACGAACCGAGGAACAUCGCGGAGCACAACUACGAGGACAUACUCGCCACCGCGAUACUUAAUAAGGUCAUCGAGAAAUUCCAGAAGGAACAGGUGGACGGCAAUAGCAACGUGCUUCCCGGGAAACCAGCGUCCGCGACGAAAUACCCACUGAGCGAAAGUAAAGCGGGCCUGGUCGAAGGUGUGGAAGAAGGUUGCAGCAGCGUGGAACCAUUGUCCCAAGACGAUUGCAGCAGCGAGUGUAGCGCGAGAGAAGCUUAUUCGAAACGCGUUAAAAGCCAACCAGAGCCAUUAUCUCUUACGAUAGAAGAACGAAUAGAGGAAGUGACUACCUAUACUUCCGACGACGAUCCCAAAGCAACCGAUGUCUUGGGCAUUAGAAACGUGUACCGAGUGCCAUUUCCGGAGCUCGGAAUGGACAUUAUUGACCCUUCGCAAGAAUCUGAGGACAGCCAAGACGAACCCGACACGCCGACCACGCAUAUAGGUUUGGUUUCGCCGAUUGAGUCUUGGGAAGAGAACUGGCUGUUCCAGAGGAAAAGAGUUCCGACCCAGGCGGACCCGGUGAACAUGCUGGUGCCGAACCCCAGCGCCGAUUACAAGGCAUUAAUCGGUGACAAGGACGCCGAAGACACGUCCGAUUUAUCCGAAUGCUCGGCUCAAUCGGACGAGGAGAUCGAGAAGGAACUGAUGGAGGCGAUAAAUAACGUCGUGCCGCGUUCACCGAAAGAAACGGUGCUCCAAAACGGCCUGGGCCACCAUUCAACCGAUAUUUCAUCAAAGAAAAAUUGUAUGGGAACAUUUCCUGAAUGGGAAACAGAAAAACGGUGCGGUUCCAAGACAGGAGGCCAAAGUGAAACGAAAAGGAAAGAGGGAAAUGGAGAAACUCGUGUAGAAAGUGCGAAGGAAAAUGAAACGAUCGGAACCAAAGAAGUUGUGGAAAAGAAAUCUGACAGAGUCGAAGUUGAGGUCGGGAAACCAGUUCCAGAGCCAAUCGAUGUAAUCGGUAACGAUCCGAGUAACGGGGAAAUGGAGCGACGGACGAAAAACGAAAACGAUAAAUCCAAAGAAGAUGAAACGAGAAAUUUAAUCGAGGUCGGCUAUUCGGUUGAACUGGUUCCCGAAUCGAAAGAGAAGAACGAAGCUGGGAGUCUCGUUAACUUUGAACCGUCAGUCGAGGAAAAUGGUUCAGACGUGCCAAAGACGCCGACGUCCACCCCGACGGGGCCUGUGCCGACGAAAAUUACCCUGAACGAUACGAACGGCGAGGAAACUAUUGCAUCGAACGAGGGAGAUGUACUCAAUUCGCUGGAAUGCGCCAAGGAGAAGCUUAUGGCAGUGAAUGACUACACUGGAGAGGCAUUCGAAAACGAACAAUCGAGGUCUUCCCAGCAAAAACUCGACUUUCAUGCUGAAGACAUUCAGCAAGAAAGUGAAUACACCGAGCACUAUGAUACGGCGACUCAGAGGCAUUUGGAUAGUUUGACGAAAACUGAGACUUCCGAGUCACCGUCGAUGAUUAAUUCAACUGAAGAAAACGAGGACAGCAAGUGCCGUGAGGCUGUGGCGCUAGCCAAAGCUGAAUCGGCUUCCCAUCUGUUCCUGCAGAACAAGAGUACAGAGGAAGAGGUUCGGCUGGCCACUCCUCCGAAACCAGGUACGAUCGCCGAACGCGAGCACAGAAAGUGGGAAAAUGCACCGCCGAUUGAGAACAACCCGUACAGCCAGGAGAACAUCCAAAAGAGGCUGUGGGAGAGACAGUACUCAAGAAGAUCGUCAGACAUUCCUGGUAUUCACCCGGAAUUGCAGAAGAGCAACGGGGAUGAUUUGGACGCCAUGCUAGCAACCCCUGAACCGGAUAUUAAACGGUUCGGAAGAGACUAUUAUAUCAACGACUCGAGGACUUCUGGCAACGAGAAAGGGCGAAGGUCGGCCGCGUCGACCUCGAGCAGACCGAGCAGCUCGUUGUCCCAGCGAUCGAGCUCUACCGGGAUCGCGGAGGAUCAACAGGAAGAAACGCGGUACAAGGAGAAGGAGUCGCUGUUGAAUCAAAGCAACGACGUGAAGUCUAGGGUGGCCAAAUGGCAGAACAAUAACGUGGAGGGAAAGUAUCAAACGCCUGUCCGACAGGACGACGAGGGUGCGAACGAGACGGGCAAGGAGAAGUUCCCGAAGAAGAUCGAGUGUCAGAGAACGUGGGAGGAUCAACGCAUGGAGGAGAUCCUGGAGAACGAGAGGAAGAACAGCAAGAACGAGGUGAACGCGAAACUGAACAACCAGGAGAAUUACGAGAACGCCGUGAUCGAAACGAGAAAGUCCGACGAGAAUCCGCGGAAGAUCAAGAGGAUCGAUCUGAAAGCCUACGGGUUUGAAAAUGAGUUCACCAACGAGACUAUCAAGACCUCGGCGCCGAGAGUGGUGAACAAAUUAGACCUGAAGUCCUUCGGUUACGACGGUGGGAUUCGAAGGACACAGUCGAACGUCCAGUUGAACAGCAUCGGUAGGGAGGAAUUCAAACCCCGAUUAAUCAGACCUACGCAUAAAUCGAAUCUAACGAGGCGCAAUGAUUAUGAGAACGAUGAUCGCGACGCGACCGAAGGCAGCCGCGGUUCCGGGGACAACAAUUUAACGCAGAGCACCGAGGCUUUAAACAAAUUCGACGACGAACGCUGCUACAACGAUUUCGGUUUAAAGUCCGCGAAAUCGGUACCAAACAUCGCCAAGUUCUACUCGAACAUGAGCAGCCACGAGGACGAAGAAGUGGAGGGUUACAAUCAAACGUACGACGAGUUCCGCGUGAUAAAGAACGGAUCGGUCAAGAAUAUCGCAAGUAAUUAUAAUCUGGAGAAGUGUAAUAUAAAGAGCAGCGAUUCUUCCAUCGACGGGUCUGAAAUUGACACGGACAACUCGUCGGAGAAGGAACAGACGCAUUUGGUUAAUGGAAAGAAAAAGACUUUGAGCGACGAGGAACUAGAUAACAAAGUGUUACCGAUGCCGUCGGUCAGGAGACUUGCUGAAGCAUUCAGCAAACAGACUGAUCCCGUGCCAAUUUCCUUUCCAAAGGUAACGAAGCCGGGCAACGUGUACAAAGAGAGAUCGUCCACGCCGGAGAUUCAAAUAGUUGAAACGCCUAGGCAGAUGCACAGUCUGACCGCGAGGUCGCUUUCGAAACAAUUCCGCGAGGGUCUCAGGCAAAUUCCGAACAAGGUAGCCACACCACCGGCUAGUCACGUCGUUAUGGAGCAACCGAAUAUACCGGAGAACCAGAACGAGACGGUGCCAUCGACGAAAAGCGACAUCGUGUCCAACGAUACGAACGUCAUUCUACCAGGGAAACUGAAAUCGAACAUAAUAUUUUGGGAACAGAUGCAGAGGAAGACUUAGAGUAUGUCUACUUUCUCGUAAUUUGGGUCUAAUUCUUUUUUCAAUUAACAACCGAAGAUCAAACGACACGUAAUAAACCUGCAGGUGUAAAAUGUCUGCGUACAAGAAAUUCACCUAAAUUCUUUUAAUAUUAGCCACUUUCACUUUGGAUAAAAACUUCAUCGGUCAUUCCUGUUCGGAUGAAUAGACGUUUAAACGGUCAGCAACGAAAGAGUCAAUUGUAUGAAACAAUACAGGCUCGAGAGGAAAAAAUUUACAAAAGCAAUCGCAUUGCACGAUGGUAGACGUCGAUGCGAUUGCGUGUGCCAAAUGAUAUAUCAACCCGUGAUUAGCCAAAGAGAAUACUUCCGCGUGCUAGUUUCGAAUAAACGCGAGCUCAAUGUUGAAUACAGUAAAAUAUUCUGAGAACUUUUUACGAAACGACCGAGCAAAUUAUUUGUUAGUAUUCGAAACUGUAAAUAUAGUCCACCUUUGAAAUUUUGUUAUGUAUAUAACAGGAAGCACUAAUAUAUGUAGUAAAGAAAGGCCACAAGGUUUUAUAUAUAAAUCUUCCUAACAGCGUUCCCGAUAAACCGCACUGCUAUAUUAAUUAUUAUUUAUUGACGUCCGAAUAAAUAACAAUGUAUAUAUGAAUCACGAAUUCGGUGGACGAAAAUCCUUUAUAUAUUAUAUAGAAUAUCAAAAUUUGCAUGGACGUACCCCUGCGUUAUCUGUAUACUAAAUUGUGCUAUAUCGAUAUUAUAUAAAUAUAUUGUUUAUUAUAAA
Ceratina calcarata is the source of this 5155-nucleotide messenger RNA. RefSeq lists its product as uncharacterized. NCBI's taxonomy places the organism in Eukaryota, Metazoa, Arthropoda, Insecta, Hymenoptera, Apidae. The coding region runs from base 911 to 4390 and encodes 1159 amino acids. The record is from RefSeq and is a predicted model, not a curated record. The transcript has 12 exons.